GAAGCUCGACCUGUCCAAAGCGUUGCCAGUGUUAUUAGGGUGUCACCAAAUCCAAGACAAUGGAUACCGGAACAACCGAGUGUCAUUCUACAACAUGCUCUUACUAGCCCGCCUAGCCAACAUGUCGAAGCAGAAAAUAAUCAAGUAACCCAAGGUGGCCUUUAUUAUGUUGUUCCGCCAAAACAUGACAACAAAAAUAUGAUGAUUGUCAAAAAUGAAACAGAGAAUGAUCCAAAGGAACCUAAGUCAUUUCCUAGACAGGUGAUUCAGAGCGACCAUUUGCAUUCGACGCAGUUGAUACGCGUCAAUCCAAGUAAUAAUUAUGCCAACAUGAAUAACAUACAGACACAUUCCAACGGUCCCGGGAUAAUUGCACCGAAUUCUAUCAAUCCAGGACUUCCAGUAAUUGUUAAUCCAACACAACUUGUACCAGUCCUACCGUCUACAUCUCAGUCUGUCGUAAAAAGAGUUGUUCCCACUGUCAAUAUUCAGCCUAAUCCACCGCCUGUGAUCGUUAAAACUGAACAAGUGUCGCCAAACACAAACGCUGCCUUGAAUCAUCUAAAGGAACCGAUGGUUUUGCACAAUCCGCUACAAGUACAAAGUCAUCGAGUUGCUGCUGUUCCUCCUCAACUUCCACUCUCUCAACUAAACCAGGGUCAAAACAGAUCUAUUAACAUUAAUGUUAAUCCAUGGCAUUCAAUAUUACCACUUCUUGUCUCAUCUGGAUCUGCUUCACCACCAAACUCUCAGUUAUCGCCACCUUUAUCUACGUCGUUAGUUACUGUUGAUGGUGGAACGGUUUUGGACAAUCAAGACGACGAUGCUGAUGCAGAACCACUGCCAACACCAACAGAAGAUGACGACGAUGACGUUUUUGAAAGUGAAACUACUGACUUAAAUAUGGAUGGGAAUAUUAAGAGAAGAAGUCAGUCUUUGAGCUCUUUACAAAGUAACUCCAAAGAGGCAACUAAGAGUAAGGAGCGCAUAAGAAGACCCAUGAAUGCUUUCAUGAUAUUUUCAAAACGCCACAGAGGUCUUGUACACCAGAGGCACCCAAAUCAAGACAAUCGAACAGUUUCCAAAAUUUUAGGCGAAUGGUGGUAUGCAUUAGGUCCAAAUGAAAAGAAGCAGUAUCACGAAUUAGCCUCUGAAGUUAAAGAGGCUCAUUUUAAGGCUCAUCCUGAAUGGAAAUGGUGCAAUAAAGAUCGAAGAAAAUCUUCAACUGGAUCUGGACGUAGCAAAUUAAGUUCAGCGGGAGACAGUGGUGAACCAGGUGAUAUGCCAGUGAGUCCAAAAGUGCCAUCUCCUCCUCCGCUUAAUAUUGAACCUUCCAAGCAAGUGGUACAGGAACAAGAGGCAGGAGAUGCUUCAGAUGAUGAUCAAAUGGUAAUUUGUGAAGAUGCAGGAGCUGAAAUUGAUUUAAAAUGUAAGGAGAAGGUUACUGAUUCAGAUUCAGAAUCUCAAAGUGAUAUGGACUCGUCUAUAGAAAACCGUGUUUUCCAAAGAUUUAGUCCUAUGACUAAUUCAAAUUGUUCAGAAGUUACGUGUAGACCUAAGCCAAUAAAAGCAAGAAUACCGUCAACGGAAACACCAAAGUAUAGUCUUGCAGCAACUGCAACACCUUUCCAUUACUCCCCUGUUAACCCAUCGGGUAUAUCAGGAUUUCAGCCUACUGGAGGAGCCUUCAAAACAAUGCCAGCUUCACCAAAAAUUAUUAAAUCGGAAGUUAAAAAUGAGUUUAGUGAAAACCAUGAAAACUAUGCAGGUACAUUGAUCAUUAACUCAACUGACGCUUCAAAAUGGUCUAAUUCAUCAGCCAUACAAACUAGCACUCUUACUAGCCAAACUAACUCUACAUUAGUCAUACCAAAAUCAGAGGUCAAAACAAAUAUUAUACAAUCAAACGAUGGUAUUAAUCAGACUUAUCAGUCACAACCUUUAACUGUUGUUAUAGGCAGGCCAACAAAUACCAUUUGUUUAUCCAAUGAACAUGAACAAACUCAACCUUUUGUUGUGAUAGCUUCCACAGCAUCUGAAAUUCCUGUCCAGCUUUAUGUGCAACCUUCUUUCGGAAUACCUGUUUCAAACUCCAACAACCGAAAUUUGUCGGUGCAAAACGUCCAACUGCUAAAGCCUAAUACACAGUCUGUCAUUGUUACACAAGCACACAACAAAGUCUGUGUAUCUUCUCAAGUUGAGUACCAAGCGGCACAAAGUACUGUGAUGGCGUCAAAUAAAAACUCCUAUUGCAAUAAUACGGGUAAGUUGACAUUAAUAUUUUUAAUAAGCUAUUAG
Molecule: messenger RNA, 2298 nt
Organism: Diabrotica balteata
Lineage: Eukaryota; Metazoa; Arthropoda; Insecta; Coleoptera; Chrysomelidae
Source: the annotation of a GenBank genome assembly